Molecule: messenger RNA, 1176 nt
Organism: Arachis stenosperma
Lineage: Eukaryota; Viridiplantae; Streptophyta; Magnoliopsida; Fabales; Fabaceae
Exons: 3
Coding region: 1-1176 (391 amino acids)
Source: RefSeq, a predicted model, not a curated record
AUGGCAACAUGGGAAGACUUGGAGAAUGACACCAGUUUUAAAGACUCAGAUCAAGAGGCUCAACUAUGCUUGAUGGCUGAUCACGAUGAUGAAGAUGAGGUAGAUCUCUCUGACCUAUCUAUUGAUGAAUUGCACUACAUUAUCAAAGACAUUACUAUGAAUUCUAAGAAACUCUUAGAUAAGUAUGUUAAAUACAAGAAAGAUAAUGAGGCAUUGAGAGCUGAAAAUAAUUUUCUAUUGGAAAAGGUUAAGGCAACCGAAGCUUGUGAUGAAAAUUCUUUAAAAGAAGAAAACAGUGUUUUAAGAGCUGAAUUAAACAAAUUCAAACUCAAGCAUAUGGUCACUGCCUCUACUGAUUUGAUUGCUGAAAAUAAAAAGCUGAAUGAACAAAUUAAAAACCUGAAUGAAAACUUAGCAAAAUUUGUUCAAGGUUCCCAAAAUGUUGAUAAAUUACUUGCUUGUCAAAGAUUUUGUGGUGAAAAACCUGGACUUGGAUUCAAAGAGGAAACCAAUCAAGAAGAAUUCACAUCAAAGGAUCCAAAUGGAUUUGGAUACCUAAAGUUAGUUGAAGAACAUGCAGGUUUGCCUUACAUCCAAGGAGAAAUUGGACAUAAGAACUCAAAGUCUUGCUGUAAGUGCUUUAUAUUGAAUAUCAAAGAAAAUUUGGGAAAAUUUGAUCCUAAAACACAUGAAGGCAUUUUUCUUGGUUAUUCCACUGAUAGCAAAGCUUAUAGAUUAUAUAAUAAGAACUCUAAAACUGUUAAGGAGACCAUGCAUGUCACAUUCUAUGAAUCUAACUCUGUUCCUAGCGUUUGCAUUGAUGAUAGCCCAGGUUUUGAAGCUAAAUUGCCCAAGAUCACUAAGUCAGUUACUCAAAAUUCGAGUUCCCAAGAAAUUACACCUGCUGGCAGUGAAAAUAUCAAUUCUAUAGGAGACAAUUUGGAAUUAUCUCCUAUUGCAGCAGAAAAUACUGAUGCAAAGGCCAUUGUUGAUCAGGAGGAACCUGAAUCCUUAACUCAAACCAGAAGGCCUAGGGAAUGGAAAUUUCUGAUAAAUUAUCCUGAAGAAUUCAUUAUAGGUGAUCCCUCCAAAGGAAUAUCUCCUAGAUCAUCUUUGAAAAAAGCUGAAUCCAACAACUUAGCUCUUAUAUCAAAGAUUGAACCUCAAAAUAUCUAA